Messenger RNA from Dothidotthia symphoricarpi CBS 119687, 630 nucleotides. RefSeq names its product ESCRT-II complex, vps25 subunit. Lineage: Eukaryota; Fungi; Ascomycota; Dothideomycetes; Pleosporales; Dothidotthiaceae. Gene Ontology annotation, molecular function: protein homodimerization activity; structural molecule activity. The record is from RefSeq and is a predicted model, not a curated record. The transcript has a single exon. The coding region runs from base 1 to 630 and encodes 209 amino acids. Gene Ontology annotation, cellular component: ESCRT II complex. Gene Ontology annotation, biological process: protein transport to vacuole involved in ubiquitin-dependent protein catabolic process via the multivesicular body sorting pathway.
AUGACUACCGCCUCUCCGCUCCCAAACACGUCAACCCCACAACCCUCAGCAACGCCAACAGGCUUCCAAUUCCCACCCCACUACUCCUUCCCGCCCUUCUUCACCCUGCAACCCGUCGCCAGCACGCGUUCCUCCCAACUCGCCUCCUGGUCCACCCUCAUCCAAGCCUACUGCCGCCACAACCGCAUCUUCACGCUCUCCCUCAUCGACGCGCUCAACACGCCCUUGUUCCACAAUGCCGCCCUCUCGCGGCGGCUCUCACUACGCGACGCAACAGCCCUCUUAAAAUGGAUGAGCACCUCCGAGGGCGGGAACCGCGCCGAGUACAUCGCGCCGCCGGGGACAAGUGCCAAGAAGAAGAGCGGCGUCGAGGACGAAGGCGGCCGGUUCUGGAUCUAUUGGCGGCGACCGGACGAGUGGGCAGGCGCGCUGGAGGAGUGGGUUGAGCGGACGGGGCAGAAAGGCAGCGUGUUGACAUUCUACGAGAUCGUCGAGGGCGAGGCGACAAUGAAGGAGGAGUUUUGGGGCAUGGAGGGCGCGCUGCUUAUGAAGAGUUUGGGCAUAUGUGUUAAGAGAGGGAGGGCGCAGAUUUUUGGUAGUGAGGGGAGUGAGGGCGUCAAGUUCUUUUGA